AGAGCUGAUGACUUCGGCUCUGUCAUGUGAUCAGCUGUCUCCAAUCACAGCUGAUCGCAUAAGGGACAUCUAUACUGAUCAUCAGGGCACUAAUGAUCAGUGCUCUGAUGAUCAGUGUAGCCCCAUCAGUGCCACCUGUGCCACCUGUCAGUGUCCAUCAGUGCCACCUGUCAGUGCCCAUCAGUGCACAUCAAUGCGACAUAUCAGUGCCUACCAGUGCAAUCAAUGUCACAUAUCAGUGCCCAUCUGAGCUGCCUUUCAGUGACAACUAUCAGUG
Molecule: messenger RNA, 277 nt
Organism: Staurois parvus
Lineage: Eukaryota; Metazoa; Chordata; Amphibia; Anura; Ranidae
Source: the annotation of a GenBank genome assembly